Messenger RNA from Laetiporus sulphureus 93-53, 1011 nucleotides. RefSeq lists its product as uncharacterized. The coding region runs from base 1 to 1011 and encodes 336 amino acids. The transcript is spliced from 2 exons. NCBI's taxonomy places the organism in Eukaryota, Fungi, Basidiomycota, Agaricomycetes, Polyporales, Laetiporaceae. The record is from RefSeq and is a predicted model, not a curated record.
AUGCCUACCGUCCCCUCCUCAUGCGUCCCGCUCGCAUCUCUCGCCGACGAGGGCGUCCGGCUCGUCCCUGCCGGCCUCCACCUCCAGGAGGACACCGCCGGGCCCACUCCCGACCCCGACCUUGACGACCUCGUCCUCGUGCCCGCCGAAUCAGGCAAUGUCGUCACAUCGACGCAUGCCCCCGAGCUCCCCGCAGCAUAUGGCCGCAAAGCGGACGCCGGCCUCAGCGUCAAGCCCCGCCUAUCGCUAGGCAAUCUGGCGCUGCACUCCCCGUCCUCCAUCAUCGGUACUCCCUUUGACCUCUCCCCGCGCUUCGAGUACCCCUUCCCUACCCCACCGUGCGAGCCCGAAAUACCAUUGUCAAUGUCCGCGUCGCUUCCAAAUAUCCGUUGUUCUGCUGCUGCUUUUAGUAUGCCCUUCAUUGGCGGCGCGAUUGGUAGCGGAGCGCCAUCGUUCUCGACUCUGCCUCGCCCUCGCGCAGGCGUGCGCGGGUUCUCUCCGACUCGUCUGAAGCUGCGCCCGCGCGAACCACCCAUGCCGCCAACGCUGGCCAAAAAGCGGCGCAUCACACGGGAGAACAGGCAGCGCCGCGAGAGCGCGCCGGACGCCAUCUCAGAGAGCUCUGUGACUCCUACAAGAUCUCCGGGCUUUGGACGUCGGACGAGCGAUGAUACUGUAGUGAGUGACGAGAGCUUGGAGGGAAUGGAGGGCGGUAGCAAUGAGUCGAAGGAUGGGGUGUCUGUGGUGUCCAAGGGUGCCGAUGAAGAGCUACUCAUCCGUCCUGCGUCCUCUAGCAGAACUACGUCGGAGGUGACGCUUUCGGUUCAAGAAGGUCCUAAAACGCCACUUGAUGCGCUCGAAGAUCCUUGCUCAGCACCCUCGGAAUCUCUUGCUGUCGCGUCAGCCACCGCCAAUGGAUCCGCAGACGAGACACAUGCUGUUCCUGCCAUCGGUGCACCUGCCCCCGAAUCGCCUCGGACGUCUUCUCUGCCGGAGAAGGACAGCGCAUGA